Fusarium vanettenii 77-13-4 is the source of this 1797-nucleotide messenger RNA. RefSeq lists its product as uncharacterized. NCBI's taxonomy places the organism in Eukaryota, Fungi, Ascomycota, Sordariomycetes, Hypocreales, Nectriaceae. Gene Ontology annotation, biological process: DNA-templated transcription; regulation of transcription by RNA polymerase II. The record is from RefSeq and is a predicted model, not a curated record. The annotation marks the transcript as partial. Gene Ontology annotation, cellular component: chromatin. Gene Ontology annotation, molecular function: zinc ion binding; DNA-binding transcription factor activity, RNA polymerase II-specific; RNA polymerase II cis-regulatory region sequence-specific DNA binding. The transcript has 6 exons.
ACAUCUAAGAUCCCUGACGAGCGAUUUGCUGAGAUGGCCCAGCUAUGGCCCAAGAGGGGCGACCAGCCCUGGCGGCUUAUGCAGACGCUAUGGUCAGAUUCUGUCUCCCACAAAGGCAGCAAUCUCUUCUCUGAUCCCGAGUAUUCCAACGACUCUUAUAUUGCCGCUGGUCCCAAGUCGGCUAAAGGUAGGCUCGACGAACAACGACGGAUAAGCAUGAGUCAAGAGUACGGGGUGGAGUGCCCUUCAGUGGUAAUACCCGCGCAGAAAAGCUUGGAGAUGCGUUUUCCCACGCUUGACAUACUGGAAAUAUGCAUCGAAAUCUACUUCCACAGAUUCCACCCGCUCAUGCCGUUUGUCCAUAAACCGACUUUCUCCCCUAAACACAGUCCGAACAUGAUUGUGUUUCCUAUAUGCCUAAUUGGCCUUUUUCACUUGGACCCGGCAAAGACUCGUGGCUUCGUUGCUAGACACUUAUCAAAAGUGAUGGAAAAUUGUACUACUCUUCUCUCCAAGCCGUGGUCGAGAUCCGAUUCUAGGUCAUUGCUUGUCGUCCUGGCAUCAUCUACGUUAGCGCUGUCAUGUGCAGCUGCCAUGGAGGAACGUGUCCAUUCUGAGCAGACCCACGCACUUUACUCCAAAGUUCUCUCGGUACGUUGGCUUUGCUCGUCUGUUGCACAGCAGAAUGGUCUCUUUGAGGCUGGCAGAGGGCAGCCGAUUGCUUCGAUGCUCCCUCAAGGAAGGUCAGACGACCAAGCCUGGAAGGCUUGGGCAAGAGCUGAGUCAACAAAGAGAUUGAUCGCCUGCCUCGUCAUGGUGGACUCGUUUUUCUCUUCAGGCAUGAGAGCCCACCCCAUAAUCCGCCUAGACACGAUGCGCUUCUAUACCCCGUGCUCAACAUCACUCUUCGAAGCCCCUGACGCGACUCGGUGGGCGCAGCUGGACUCUGCCGGCCAGUGCAUGAAGCCCAGCAUGCUGAACCUUCGACCCAACCAGACCUUCCUACCAGCAGACGUCCCAUUGAGCUCGAUCGGCCUGUACUCUCUCUUAUCGGCCGUGUGGCUGCGGCUUACUGACGUGAAAUGCCGACUUUCCCCACAGGACCCAACACCGAUCCUCAUUCCAGGAGAGCUAUACCAGAAAGAUGAAGCCGGGGUGUUGCUGGUGCCACUAUUGAGAGACAUCUACACGGCAUACAAGGCCGAUCUGGUGCGGAGCAAUCCAAACAAUGUCUUGUUUUGGCAUGCCAUGUGUAUCAGCCUUACGACCAACAUGGACAUUUUGGAGAUUGCUGCUGGGCGUGAUGGUAUCAAUGCUGGGAAAGAGGCACUCGAGAGGAUCGCAGGCUGGGCGCAGAGCCCCUCAGCAAGGCGGGCGUGUCUGCACGCAGCCCACAUCUACGCAGCCAUGUCAAGGAGAAAGGUCAGCGACGGGACCACGUUCCUGUCAGAGGAUGCAAUCUUCAACGCCGCGCUUGUGCUUGGCCUCUACCUCCUGGUCGGUCCGGACUCGCUGCAGGAGGACGGUGAAACAGAGCCGUUUGAGCUGUUGGAUGACAUCGACUGGAACGGGCUUGCUGAGGAGGGUUUUGCCGGCUACGUGCCCUCGUCUUCUAACCGAACCAAGAGCUCGCCCGCCGUCCGAUUCGUGUCUAUGGGCGGACCUGUUUCUUUCAGCAGCAUGGUACUUUCGGGGGGGCUCAACUCAGCCAGGAGAGUGCUGGUCGGCUUCGUGAGUCUCCUAGAGGAGGUGGGAAAGUGGAAGGCGGAAAGCUGUGCCACAUACUUCGCCUCAUGA